This is a messenger RNA of Diplodia corticola, 1263 nucleotides long. RefSeq lists its product as uncharacterized. The record is from RefSeq and is a predicted model, not a curated record. The transcript is spliced from 2 exons. NCBI's taxonomy places the organism in Eukaryota, Fungi, Ascomycota, Dothideomycetes, Botryosphaeriales, Botryosphaeriaceae. Bases 1 to 1263 code for a protein of 420 amino acids.
AUGGGCUACAACACCAGGAGAAAGUCGCUGUCGCUCCCCAUGCUCGGCAUCCAGCUGCCAAACAGCUCGCGAUCCUCGUCGCACCGCUCACCGCCCUCGACGACGCCCGCAUCCGAACAACCGCCGCAGAAGAAGGUCAAGCGAUCGCACACCUCGAGCGCAUCGCCCGCACCUCUCAGUCCGCCCGCAACCGCGCCCCCCAAGUUUCGCGACGAGCGCUCCAAAGCCUCGACUAGGCCCGUAGAGCACACGCCGCCCCCGUCGCCAGGCGCCGAGGGCGCCUCGAAAAUCGACACCGAGGGCAUCAACGAUGACAUCGUCGUUGCUGUAAUAAAACAACUCGAGGAGACGGGCAACCGCCCGCACCUGCUCAAGGAGCUUGCCGCCGUGCUUUCCCCCCAGCUGCCCAUCGUCGAAAGCUCCGCGAACCCCUGCGCCAUAAUUUCGUCGCGCAUGGGUGCCUACACUCGCCGUCCCUGGACCGCUCUUUCGCCUUGCCCAGUGGGAAGAGAACUCGUUGGCACCCACCCCAAGCGCAUCUACUUCUUCCUCACAACCACCCCUCACCAGCCCAUUCCCGAGCCCAACGAGACUUCAGCAAGCGCCAACAUCGCGUCGCGCAUAAUCUCGCCGUCUCUUUCUUCGGCUGCGGAUGACUCGGAAGAGGAGGAGCGCGACAGGCGCAGCCGCUGCGCAAUGUCGCCCUCGCCCGAGGUUGAUCUUUCCUCCCCCGAGCUUGACAGCGAGAGCGACACAACCACGUUUUCCGGACGCAGCUCGCUGAUGCGCGAGGUCCCCCCGACCAAUAUUGCACACAACAGGCGCGCCGCCAGCCCGCCUCUGGAGAAGGACGAGCGGGAGUUCACUGCUACGGCUUCCUCGCUGCAGCAACGUAACCGUAACCAGCAGUCAGAGAAAUCGACCGUCUCGGAAGCCCCUGCUCUGUCGAGUAAUACCGAAGACGAGAACCUUCGUCUCGCAAAUGAGCCCGAAAGCGAGGAGAGCGCGGCACUGCGUAACUCGGAAGCUGCGGCACUCCUUUUUGGCCAAAGCGUCGAGAGCGACUCCUCGGCUGCCACCUCGGCCAUGGAUUUCGGUGUCAGCAGUCCCGUGCUGAAGCCGGUCGAUCACCAGGCAAACACCAAACCCGAUGCGAUGGAAGACGUUCGCGUCGUUAAUGACGACAGCUGGGCCUGGUCGGACUGGCAGAAUCCGGAAUCCAUUGAAUUGGACGAGCUGGACGAUCUGCUCGGCGACUACUAG